Messenger RNA from Puccinia graminis f. sp. tritici CRL 75-36-700-3, 1389 nucleotides. RefSeq lists its product as uncharacterized. NCBI's taxonomy places the organism in Eukaryota, Fungi, Basidiomycota, Pucciniomycetes, Pucciniales, Pucciniaceae. Bases 1 to 1389 code for a protein of 462 amino acids. The transcript is spliced from 3 exons. The record is from RefSeq and is a predicted model, not a curated record.
AUGUCUGUUAGUCAGUUAGAUCCGAGUUUGAUGAAUCUUACCCCGAUGAGUGCGCGCUUGCCAGUUUCCCCAUCUGGGACGCUCACGAGUGGUCCUGAUGUCUCAGGGCUCAACCUUGCGUCCGAUGUUUCUGGCUUCUCAAUUCAACAACCCCAGGAUCUUGCCAUGUCAGCUCAACCAAGUGGAACGGCCGUUGAACCAAUUGGAAAGAAGAAGAGACGAUCUCGUCGUACGCAGAAGGAGAUGGCCAUCUAUCGUGCCGAACAGGCCCAAAUCAAGAAGGUACAGGCUCAGCAAAAGGCUAAGGACAAGCGACUCAAAGGUCACGCCCGUGGGGGCAAAUCCGCUCGCUCUACUCGAUCAACUGCCCAAGGGGCAACAGUUCAAUCUGCGUCCAGAAUUUCCGAACCUGGCUCGGCCCCAGCCGCUUCCCAAACUUCAGUUCCAGAUGCCAACCCCUUGUUCAACUCGGAUGACUACGAAAACGUAUGUGGUUACCUCGAGGAGGAGUCAAACUACACACGCUUGUACGGGGAUGGGUCGAAGACAACAGUGGGGACAACUAAGGUGACCAAGGCGGCAGCUUACGACAUGUUUGCAAUCUUCAUCAAUGACAAUUCAAACCAUCGGCUUUGCCUUACCGGUAGCCAACUUCGUCAACGCAUAGAUGGCUACAAAAAGCGCUUCAUGAAGGCGAAGGAUUGGGCAGAGCAAACCGGGGCUGGUAUCGAAGAAGGCGAAGAUCUCCCGACGCUGGCGGAACUCCUCGAGAAAAAAUGUCCUUGUUAUGAGCCCGGCCUGUUGGAUUUGAACCGAUGCUCAACCGCACUUGAGAAUCUGACUGGCCAGCUCACUCCAACACCCCAAGUCGACCCAGAACUCAAUGACGAAGAGCUCCCACCGCCUCUAGACUUCAGUGGAAGCGCAAUGGACCCUUCGCCCAGCGUGACAACACAGAUAUUGCGCGCUUGUGUCAGCCAAGGUUCGGCGGGUGUUUCCUCAACCCCUGUGUCUCAAGUGCCUACGUCGGUCAUCCCUCGCCCCUCCCUGGCGGGCACCAGCCGGCGCGCGUUCCCGAACCAAUGCUCUACCAAUCCAAGCCCGGCCGCGCCGGUCAGAGAUACCAAUACGCAAGGUAAGACUACCUUGGCUUCAGCGUUCGAGAACUCGAAUUCAGAGAAGUUUGUUUACCUCAAGCAACACAUGGCGUGGGAGAAGGAGAAGGAGGACAAUCGGCUCAGUUGGGAGAAGGAAAAAUACAAUAAGGAGCUUGCCCAUGCCAAGGAUGGUGCCGAGGGGCAGAGCAAACUAGCUGCGUUGAAGCUGAAAGCCGCGCAAGGGAAGUCGGCAGCUGAGGUUGAGGGUCUGUUGAAGGCAAUCUAUGGGUGA